Rotaria sordida is the source of this 615-nucleotide messenger RNA. The record is from the annotation of a GenBank genome assembly. Lineage: Eukaryota; Metazoa; Rotifera; Eurotatoria; Philodinida; Philodinidae.
AUGAUAAUAUUCCAUCAUGAACCUAAAACAUUCGCCGAUAUUGUUAUUCCAUUAAAUUUUCAAAUUACUAUUACGAAUCAAAAAUUUAUUUUAUAUGAUAAUAAUGAUGAUAAUCGUCGAUUAUUGAUAUUUGCUAGCAAAGAACAAUUGGAUUUUUUAAAUCAAUGUGAGAGUUGGCAUUGUGAUGGUACAUUUGCUGUUGCUCCUAAAAUGUUUGAACAAAUGUAUUCCGUCUAUGGUUCAAUACGUGGAAAAAGCUUACCAUUGGUUUACUCACUUUUACCUAAUAAAGAUCAGGAAACUUAUGAAGAAUUAUUCAAAAUUGUCAAACAACAUGUUACUCGUAAACCAAAGUACAUUUCAAUCGAUUUUGAAAAAGCAGCUGAAAAUGCAUUUGGUGUUAUAUAUCCUCAAUGUGAAAUAUUUGGCUGUUUCUUUCAUUUCAAACAGUGUAUCUGGAGACAUAUUUGUGAACUACAUUUGAAAAAAGAAUUUCUUGAAAAUGAUGUUAGUCGUCGAACAAUGAAAAAUUUAGCUGCUCUUGCAUUCAUUCCACCACAAAAUGUUAUUGAAGAAUUCGUUCGAAUAAAAGAAAAUGUAUUAGAUGGUAAAUAA